Saccostrea echinata is the source of this 2102-nucleotide messenger RNA. RefSeq names its product heat shock 70 kDa protein 12B-like. The transcript has 4 exons. The coding region runs from base 6 to 2102 and encodes 698 amino acids. NCBI's taxonomy places the organism in Eukaryota, Metazoa, Mollusca, Bivalvia, Ostreida, Ostreidae. Gene Ontology annotation, molecular function: ATP binding; ATP-dependent protein folding chaperone. The record is from RefSeq and is a predicted model, not a curated record.
UAUAAAUGGCUACAGAGGACACAGACGUCACUCCUUGGCCUGUCGUCUGCGCUAUUGACUUUGGGACUACAUACAGUGGUUACGCUUAUUCCAUGCGAACAGACUACGAGAGAGAUCCUUUGAACAUCGAAUCCAACCCACCAUGGUUUAACGAAGGGCAAGGCACGCUGAAAACUCCCACGUGCAUUCUCUUCGACAAGUCUGAAAACUUUCACUCUUUUGGAUAUGACGCUGAGAGGACAUAUACCUCCUUGGCUGAGAAGGCUCAAGAGAGAAAGGAAAAUGAUGAAGAUGAGGACAGCGAUGAUGAUGACGACGAAGAUGAUGAUAGCAAUGACGAGAAAAGGAAAGUCAAACCAAAGGAAGAUGUUUUUCAUGAGUGGCUUUUCUUCAGAAGAUUUAAAAUGAAGCUAUUUCAUGAUGCUUCUGAGAGAAGAAAGAGGUUAAAAAAUCUAAAAUUGGAAGCAGAGAAUGGGAGAAAGCUAUCGGCCUUGAAAGUAUUUUCAGAGGCCAUAAGAUUUCUCAAAAGCCAUUUUGAAGACUUACUGGAGAAAACAACAUUGCGACAUGACGAAAAAACCAGAACUCCUACCAAUGCAACAGAUGAUUCAGCAGACGAUAGUCAGAGUUCACAGAAUUCUGAAGACGUAUGGGAGCCUUCUAUUUAUCCUGAACAAGAAGACAAAUCGCUUAAGAAUAUGAGCACAGAUAUAAAAGUAAAACAUUCCACGUGGUCUGCUGAUAUCUUAUGGGUACUCACAGUUCCUGCCAUCUGGUCUGACGAAGCCAAACAGUUUAUGAGAGAAGCAGCAAUUCAGGCUGGCAUACAGGAUGACCAUUUGGUUCUUGCUUUGGAGCCAGAGUCUGCAGCUCUACUCUGUAAACAGUUGGCCUUAACAAAGGCAGCUGAGGAUAUUAAUGUUAGGAUGUUCGACCCUGGAAACAAGUUCAUGGUGGUGGACUGUGGAGGUGGUACUGUUGAUGUAACAGCGUAUGAGGUUAAAGAGAACAGUAACUUGAGAGAGUUGCACUGUGCUUCUGGGGACGCUGUUGGGGGAACAAAUGUAGACAAACUCUUCUUUGAUCUAAUAUACAAAAUAUUUGGGGAGGAAACUGUGAACAACUUCAAGAGCAAAUCGCCGUCUGAUUGGUUGGAAUUGUUACGAAGUUUCGAAGCAAAGAAACGCGGUAUUGGACUGGAAAAUCCAAAACUGGAAAAUGUUGGAUCAGUAACUUUUUCAAACCUGGGAGAGCUUUUUUCUGAAUUCACAAAUACCGGAAAGUCGGUUUCCUCUCAAAUACAUACAUUGGGUUUAAAGAAGAAAAUAAAACCGUUCAGUAAAGCCAAGUUGAGGUUUGAUGAGAGCUUCUUAGCUGAAACUGUGUUCAACCGUCCAAUAGAAGAUGUAAUAAGUCAUUUGCAGAAUCUUUUUACAGACAAAGAUGUUUCUGAAAUUAAUGUUAUUUUACUAGUUGGUGGAUUCUCUGAGUGUCCGUUAUUGCAAAGCAAAAUUAAGAGUCACUUUCCGCAUAAGAAAGUAAUAAAUCCUCGUGAAGGAUGCACAGCUGUGAUGAAAGGAGCAGUGUUGUUCGGACAUAGUCCCGAGAAUCUGAUACGGAAAUCGAUAGAACAGGGAUUUCAACUCCCACCAAUUAUUGGUAACCAAGGCAUCUUACGGAAAAGCAAAGCGUAUUAUGGAGUUGCUACUGAUCUCCCUUUUAUUGAAGAUGUACAUCCUCGAAAUCAUAAAUACACCAGGGAGGACGGACAGGAAGUGUGUUCAGACUGUUUUGACUGUAUGGUAGAGGAGAACCAGGAGUUAGAAAUAGGGAAAACUGUAAUAAAGAAGACAUUUGGUUCCUCCAGUUCUUCUUCAGCUUAUGUGGAGAUAUAUCAGUCGAAAAGCAAAGUUCUUUAUUGCACCGAUGAAGACUGCAAGAAAAUCGGUCAGAUUUUUGCUCUGUUUUCAAAAACAGAUGAUUCUACCGAAAAGCGAUUGAUUGAAGUUCAAUUACAUUUUGGUUUUACAGAAAACAUAGCAACAGCCCUAGAUUUAAUGACAAAUCGAUCCUGGAAAGUGAAACUCGACUGUCUUACCUGA